AUCCACCCUUUUCUAACCUCUUUUAUCAUCUCUCUCCCUCUCUCUCUCUCUCUCUCUCACCCUCCCUCUCCCUCUCUCUCUCUCUCGUUUUAGUUUCUUGAUUUGUUCUCAUCUCUUUUGUCACCCUCUCUCUUGCAAUCCCCUGAUUCUGUGCUUCCAAGGUCUCCCUCUCUCUCCCUCUCAUUCCCUCUCUCCCCCUCUCUCUCUCUCGUAGUGCAUGUGUAUAUGUUAACUGUAAAUGUAACAGGGGAAAUAAACAAGAAGAUGGCAGCUACUUACAACACAAAUGGAAACGACACUGUUGCUGCCCGUGAUCACGAGUCAAACUCAGCAGAAAAGAAAUAUGGAGAAAUAAUGCCAAAGAAGAAGCCUUUAAUCUCCAAGAAUCAUGAAAGGGCCUUCUUUGACUCGGCAGAUUGGGCGUUAUGCAAGCAAGCUGCAGGAGUUGAUCCGAUAUCGUCUGUGUAUAUAGAGAAUUUGCAGCCAAAACUGCAGAGAACACCUCACCAACAGCUUCCUCCACGGAGACCUGCUUGCAGUUCUGGAAGGGAUGGCCUCAUCAGCUCCUCUAAUUAGAUACAUAGGUCCGUACAAUAAUAUAAAUAUAAGAGAGGAGGAUAUUGACGAAUAUGUAAACUAAACGACUUGAUCCUUAUGUUCAUGUUCAUCUAUGUAAUCUGCGCAUAAUGGAUCCUAGCUAGCUCUGCACAUGCUACACACACAGAUACCUAUCAAUACAAAGUUGAUUGAUCUCAAUAAUAAGAAAUCAGUUGAGUAAA
Molecule: messenger RNA, 779 nt
Organism: Daucus carota subsp. sativus
Lineage: Eukaryota; Viridiplantae; Streptophyta; Magnoliopsida; Apiales; Apiaceae
Exons: 5
Coding region: 226-576 (116 amino acids)
Source: RefSeq, a predicted model, not a curated record